UGGAAAGCUAGAAACACGUAAACAUUGAAUGCAUCGGUGGCCAACUUGAUUGCAGACAAUUCCACAGAACUGGGAGUAAUGGAUGUGACGUCUGUGUAAAUGAUUUGAGACCCAUUAUUUGUGAGGUUGCAGUCGUAAUGAGUCAUGCUAUAGGUUGUAUGAACCAUGGGUUGUUUAUCGUGCAAUGAUAAUGAGGAUUUACUUUCCACCAACUACACAGAACAUGGUGUUGAUGACGACCAGACUUGUGGGGACAAAUUUAGACGUCUUGUCAAUGGGGCUCGCACAGCCAUUAAGUCAAGACUUUUCUGGAAAGCUGUUUUAUUGGGGCAAUUUAUAUCUGUCCUCCUCUGUGGAUUAGCAGUCACUAGCGGUAUUCUGUCCAACCAGGGAGUUAAUAUCCCAACUGCUCAAAGUUUCCUCAACUACCUAUUACUGUGUUUGACCUUCACUCCCAUCCUGGCAUGCCGCCGUGGGGAGAAGAAUCUUUGUCACCGCCUGAAGACUUGGGGCUGGAAGUAUGUCCUCAUCUCCAUUGCUGAUGUGGAGGCCAACUUUCUGGUAGUCAGUGCUUAUCAGUAUACAACAGUCACCAGUGUUCAGCUGUUGGAUUGUUUCAGCAUUCCUAUGGUUUUAGUGUUGUCAUGUUUCAUUCUCCGUGUUCGGUACAAACCACUCAACUAUGUAGGAAUCGUUGUUUGUCUCCUCGGCAUGGGUGGACUAGUUCUUACUGAUUUCCUGUCUGGAAAUGUCAAUGUCAAGGACACUGCAAAAGCACCUAACAAGAUCUUGGGAGAUAUGUUGUGCAUCGCAGGAGCAAGCCUGUAUGGCGUGUCAAAUGUGGCUGAGGAGUACGUCGUCAAAAUCUAUGAUAAGGCUGAUUUCCUCGGCAUGGUUGGUCUGUUUGGAAGUUUUAUUAAUGGAAUACAAUUUGUCAUCACAGAACGAGACAGAAUUGUAGAAAUUGAUUUCUCAUCUUACCGUAUAUUACUUCCUCUGAUCGGCUUCACAGUCUUCCAGUUCCUACUGUACUCCUGUAUGACAGUAGUCAUACAACAGACCAGUGCCACGGCCGUCAACAUCUCUAUCCUGUCUGCUGACUUCUACACUCUGUUAUUCGGUCUAUACCUGUUUAAAUAUGAAUUCCACAUUCUGUAUUUCCUAUCCUUCCUACUAAUUCUAAGUGGGAUAGCUGUAUACUCAUGUCAGACAACAGAAUCGCAUCAGGCAGAUAUCACUAACAACCAAAUUCCAGCAACACCCUCCAGAGACUCCUACGAAGAAAUGCAGGAAUCAAGUGUGGACGACUGAGGACAUCAGAUUCAGAAAUUGAUCACAGCAAUAACUCGGGAUCCUGAAACAAUUUUGGACUUCAUGUGUGAGUUUUUGCUCAGCCAAUCAUGUGCGACUUUACUUUUUAUGGCGUUAUCCUUGAUUGGCUAAGUCAAAACUUACAACAGUUUUAUACAAAGAUCAUUUAAUGAUUCCAAUCCAACAACAGAUAGAAUUUGAUCUCUGAUCAUUAUAAUGCCUUGACCACUGGUGAAUGUUUGUACAUGUACUUAAUUUAUCUAUAUAUAUUUUCAUCUUUUUUUUUUUUAAUUGAUUUAAACUUGCUCUUUUGGCAAGGAAAUAUUUUAAUGUAACAUUGCUUGAUUUUAAUGUACCUUUUUUCUUAUUUUAAUAGGAGGUGAGAUUUAUUUACAUUUAAGAAUUCCGAUAUUCUUUGAAUGAUUAGGUGUUGUAAGCUCUCCACAUAGUAAAAUUUAUUGUGAUUCAAUCUUGGUGCUGUAUUAGAUUGUAUUGCUGUGUAUAUUGUACACUGCCAGAAAAUGAUACACAGUAUGGGUAUCUUAAUGUUUGUCAAAUAUUUUUGAAUGUAAACUUUUAAAAUUUGCUUAUAAUAAUUCAAUAUGUUCACAAAACAACGAUUACGCUUACUCACACUUUUUCUCUUUAUAAGAUUUAGCUCACAAAAACAUUUUAAUUGAAGGAAUCUAAAUUAUAGGUAAGGGUGUGCAUGUAAAAUCUGUGUGAAAUAAAGAAACGAAAACACUUUUACCAAUAUUAUCAUUGGUAACCUGUAGUCCUGAGACUUUGGUCAAAGUCAGCAUCAGGACCGUGGGUUACCUACGAUACACAAAUACAUACGUUUAAGUGAAUUAUACAGGCAGAUCAGUGAUUACACUGUAGGUAAGAAACUUAUUUAUUGGUUUAAUUAUUAUUUACACCUGUCAAGUCCCCUGUUAAAGAAAAAAACAGGUGCAUUAAUUAGAUUACAAAGGGAGGAAGCUGGGAUAAAUAUCCUCUAUUUUAACUGUGCGUACGAACAUGCAUUCUCACACACUCUUAAAAGCUACUCUAAUUGUAGGUUAGAGCUCACGAUUUUGUUGAAUACAUUUGAAAUAAAACUAAAUAUAUGUUUCUAUGUAGUUUAAAUUUGCUAUGUACAUGUAUUAUAUGUGCAAUAUAUUUUGAGAGAAGGGUAGGAAUAUGAACAGUUAUUUGCUCAUAACUGUAGCAGCAACGCUGAAUAAAAUCAGCUGUUCAUGACUUGGUUUACUACUUACUUCACUGUUCACAGCACACAAAGCCAUCAACAGAUGGCUUACCCGGUAAAUACUUAACCAGACUGCUCUAGCUUUUGCUUGGAAAAUAAAUAGAUAAAAAGUUUUCUAACUCGCAUUGUAAGCCAGAUCUCAGCCAAAAGGUGAACUUUUCCUGUGGGACUUCAGAUACCAUUUCUUGUCUGUUGUGUUGUACAUGUAUUUCUGUUGUCUGAUUGUUGUGAAUGUCAGUUUCAGAAUCAGUCGCCAGUACCGGUGUAGCAUGGUAUUUUGAAUCAUGGUGAAAUGACCCCGGGGUCAAAAUACCAUUAUGGUGAAAUGACCUUUUACAAUACAAUUGUACUUUGAUAUACCUAUUUCACCAAACUUUUAUAACAAGUUUACUUCACAAAAAAUAAAGUAUUCACAAUAUUAGAUUUACCAUGGCCAUUUUUGUGAUUGACUUUUUUUUUACAAAAUAUUUAAAAAAAAACAACUCAAUUCCUUAAACUAUCCAUCAUAACAAAACAAGAUUUGUCUAAGAAAAGUUUUUGAUGUGAUCAUGUAGGUGUGAUAUGGUAGUGUAAUAAGUAAAAUUGAUCAAUAUAUGUAUAUUAAUCAAUUUUACUUACUACGCUACUAUAUCCAUAAUGAAAUAAAAUAUUUUACCCUUUUUUCUUAAUAAACCUUAAUUCCUUAAUCUAUACAUUAUAACAAAUCUAAAUUGGCCUGAGAUAAUUGAUAUUGAUGUGAGUUAUGUAAGGAAGGGUCGUUUUCACCCACUCCUCACAUUAACAUCACUUGUUGUUGUUAUAAUGUCAACAUCCAAACAUUUUGUAGAUGCUUUAUGUUCUCACAUAUAGAUUGAUUAAUUAAUUGAAAUAAAUUAAUGAACAUUUUGGUUAAAUAAGUAUUAUUCUAUACAUCAGAUCAUGAAGUAUCAACAGAAUUGUAUUGGGGUAGAUCAUUUCAAGUCGUGGCAGGUCUAUACCUUAACAGCAACAUGAUUUGGAUUGGCUUUGGUAAAGUGACCCCCUCCCCCUCCAUCAAGAAAGAGUUUUUUUGCUAAAUCUUUCAGUAGUUUACUUCAAUUGAUUAACUGAAUUAAUUUUUAAUUUAAAAAAUUAAAACCAACACAAUAUAAAAUAUUGUUAACUUUGUAGGUGUGUGUGGAGGGGCGGGAGGGGGGUGGGUCACUUUACCAUGGCCAUGGUCACUUUACCAUGGCCAUGGUAAAAUGACCCCCCCUCCCUCUUCCCCCUCAUUACAUGACUCACAUUAAAUUCACUGAUAACGAUUCAAUUCAAUUUUUUAAAAUGUAUAGAUUAAUGAAUUGAGGUUUAUUGGAAAAUAUUAAGUGAAAACAAUUAAAUCCACAAAAAAAUAUUUUCACUAUAAUCAUGGUAAAGUGACUCCCCUCCCCAAACCUCUCUACAUAACUCUCAUCAAAAUCACCUACCCCAAGACCAAUUUUCUUGACUUUAUCUAUGUAUAUUUUAAUGAAUGGAAGUAAAAGAAAUUAAAUAUUGUUAACUUAGAAGGUGUGUAUGGAGGGGCGGGAGGGGGUCACUUUACCAUAGUCAUGGUAAAGUGACCCCCCCCCCCCCCCCCCCCAAGCAUAAACGACUCAUCAAAGUCAGACCAAUUUUGUUGUUGUUGAAAUUUAUAGAAUUUAUAUUGAUGUAUACUGAUAAAGGUUUUGUGAAAAUAAGUCACUUACCAUUACCAAAAUUAAUGAUAAAAAAGCUUUAUUUCUCCAUUGAUGUUCUCCAUCAACUAUUCACCUAUAUUUCACUCUAUAGUCAACCUACCCAUCGAAAUUUGUUCUGUUUAUAAUGAUACAAUAUUGUUUUAAUGAAAAUAUGUUAAAUGAUAUAUGAAAAUCAUG
Messenger RNA from Pecten maximus, 4434 nucleotides. Its product is annotated as solute carrier family 35 member F2-like. Gene Ontology annotation, molecular function: transmembrane transporter activity. Lineage: Eukaryota; Metazoa; Mollusca; Bivalvia; Pectinida; Pectinidae. The record is from RefSeq and is a predicted model, not a curated record. The coding region runs from base 166 to 1311 and encodes 381 amino acids. The transcript has 9 exons. Gene Ontology annotation, cellular component: membrane. Gene Ontology annotation, biological process: transmembrane transport.